AGGGUGAGGUCACGUGACAUGGCUUCGGCGCUCUCCUUCUCCGACUACUUUUGAUUUAAAAAAAUAAAUAUACAUCGCGAUUGAUAUGGCCGGGUUUCUAGGCUUUCUGGACGAUGGUCGCACGCCGACUCGGUACCGAUGCUCCACGUCUCGCCAGCUUCUCCGCGGCAGAAGAAUAUCGAGACACAAAACCGUCUGUUUUGCAGACUGCAGCGUCACGUGACCUGCACGCGUCUCGGGUAAAGAUGGCGCCGAGCGGUUAGAAAACAAGCAGCGUGAGCAGCGGCGACAUCCUCCACACCGCCGCGACAGUUGGGAUCCCGAAGAACCGAGUGGAGUACGUUUCCAAUUUAGCGGACACUAGCUGUCAAAAACAAAUUCUGCUCUCUGAUCCACCAGGCUCACUAUAGUAGCCUGUUUGGGGCCCUUAUGAGGGGAAUUAUUAAGUUUAAUUCCGUUUCGCGUGAAAGCUGAGGGCGUCUGGCUCAGUGAGAGUUCACGCGCUUGGCAGCUAACCUGAGACAAUGGAUCCAGGACAGGAUUUGCUUCUGGCUGCUCUUAGUGAAAGUGGAAUAUGCCCUAAUGAUCUUUUUGAGGUUGACCCUCAGGACACUCUUCCACCCCCUGCCUCACAACAGUCGGUCUCAAUAAAUGCGCUUGACAUUGGUCUGGGUAAUGAAGCGUCUGGUAUGGUCAGAAUCGCGUCUACCGUUCCACCUGCACCUACAGUCACAAUCAGGGAGAAGCCUCAGCCCUCAACCACUACCUUCGUCUUAAAUCAGCUAAAUCAGUUGCCAUCGCUGGGGACCAUCGUAGUCACCAAACCAUCAGCCGGGACCACUACCAGGCAAACCAUCACAGUAACCAAGGUGGUCCACACAAGCCCAGCAGCCCAGCGGAGCUUGUCAUCCUCUCCAACCGUUUGCCACGGGGUCCCUCCCAACAAUGAGCAGAUCAGAUUGAAGGACCUUCUCAGAAGCAGCAGCCUAAAGACGAGCAGCCUUGGAGAGCUCAUGAAGUUGAAGCCCCCACCUGACAUAGCUCAGCCCGUUGCUACGGCAACAGCCACAGGCACAAAAUUUAUUCUGGUCUCCACAAAGAUGAUGAACAGAUCAGCGGAAUCAAACAAUGGUUUGAAGAAAGAAGUGUCUGGCAAAGACGUAGCAAGAAUCUGGGUCAACGAUGACAUGAAAAUGCGGAGCUUCUCACCUGUCAAUAAACUACCCGGAAUGAAGGAAGAAGAUGAACCAGAAGAGGAGGAAGAAGAGGAGUUGGGUCAUGCAGAGACAUAUGCUGAAUACAUGCCAAUGAAACUGAGGAUUGGCCUGCGUCACCCUGAUUCUGUCGUGGAGACCAGCUCGCUCUCCAGCGUCAACCCGCCAGAUGUUUGGUACAGACUUUCAAUACCAGAGGAGACCAUUGACAGAGGCUGGUUAUCUGCCCUUCAGCUCGAGGCCAUCACAUACGCUGCCCAGCAACAUGAGACAUUCCUACCGAAUGGAGACAGAGCAUCUUAUUUGAUAGGAGAUGGAGCUGGUGUUGGAAAGGGAAGAACCAUUGCUGGCAUCAUAUAUGAGAAUUAUCUUCUUGGCAGGAAAAGAUCACUCUGGUUUAGCGUGUCAAAUGACUUGAAAUACGAUGCAGAGAGAGAUUUGAGAGACAUUGGUGCAAAGAACAUUCAGGUCCAUUCACUAAACAAGUUUAAAUACGGAAAGAUCUCCUCAAAACACAAUGGCAGUGUGAAAAAAGGUGUUAUCUUUGCCACAUACUCCUCUCUGAUUGGAGAGAGUCAGUCUGGAGGAAAAUAUAAGACAAGAUUUAAGCAGCUGCUACACUGGUGUGGAGAUGACUUUGAUGGGGUUAUCGUCUUUGAUGAAUGUCACAAAGCCAAAAAUGUUUGCCCUAUUGGGUCAUCCAAGCCUACAAAAACGGGCCUGGCGGUUCUUGAGCUACAGAACAAGCUGCCAAAAGCCCGGGUUGUUUACGCUAGUGCUACAGGAGCAUCUGAACCUCGCAACAUGGCCUACAUGAAUCGACUCGGUAUCUGGGGUGAAGGAACUCCGUUUAAAGAAUUCACAAAUUUCAUCCAAGCGGUUGAGAGAAGAGGUGUUGGUGCCAUGGAGAUUGUUGCCAUGGAUAUGAAGCUGAGAGGAAUGUACAUCGCUCGACAGCUGAGCUUCACAGGCGUGACGUUUAAAAUUGAAGAAGUUCCUUUGUCGCCCAACUACAUCAAAAUGUACAACAAAUCAGUCCGCUUGUGGGUGAGUGCCAGGGAGAAGUUUCAGCAAGCCGCUAACCUGAUGGAUGCAGAACAACGGAUGAAGAAGUCCAUGUGGGGUCAGUUCUGGUCGGCUCACCAGAGGUUCUUCAAGUACCUGUGUAUUGCCUCUAAGGUUCGGAGAGUGGUGCAGUUGGCCCGGGAGGAGGUUAAAAACGGAAAGUGUGUGGUGAUUGGUCUUCAGUCAACCGGAGAGGCUCGAACCCUCGAAGCAUUAGAGGAGGGCGGAGGCGAGCUUAAUGACUUUGUCUCGACAGCAAAAGGCGUGUUGCAGUCCCUGGUGGAGAAACAUUUCCCUGCUCCAGACAGACAGAAGCUCUUCAGUUUGUUGGGCAUCGACCUGUCUGCCAAGAAAACACCUUCACCUUUAGAAACCAUCACUGAGCAGAAAGGGAAAAAGCGCAAGGGUACAGAAACAAAGAAGGAAGUGAAGAAAGCCCGUAAAUCCGGAGGUCUGUCUGGAACCAGCUCAGAUGAGAGCAACUCUGAUGAUUUAGAUGGUGACAGUGACGACAGCUUUAAAUCCGUCAGCUCGGGAGAGGAUGAAGAAGACUUCAACCCAUUUAAGGACGAUUCCAGCGAGGAUGAUGAAGAUGAUCCUUGGCUCAUCAGAAAAGACACAAAAAAGAACAAAGAGAAGAGAAACAAGAAGAAGAAAAAGAGCAUCGAUCCAGACUCCAUCCAGAGUGCCUUGUUAGCAUCCGGGCUGGGAACCACCAGGCCCACCUUUACAGCACCUGCUGUCAAACCUUCAAAUAACACAGUUCCUGUCGCCAAGAGCGAGUCAGAGGAGAGCAGUUGUGUGACCAGUCAAGAUGCUGUCGAGGACGCUCAGAGGAUGAAGAGAGAUCUGCUGGAACAACUGGAGAAGCUGGCAGAACACCUGCCACCCAACACUUUGGAUGAACUUAUCGAUGAGCUCGGAGGCCCUGAUAAUGUUGCAGAGAUGACCGGACGUAAAGGCAGGGUCGUCAGCAACGACGAUGGCAGCAUUUCCUACGAAUCGCGAUCCGAGCUGGAUGUUCCUGUUGAAAUCCUGAACCUCACAGAGAAGCAGAGGUUUAUGGAUGGAGAAAAGAACAUUGCGAUCAUCUCCGAGGCUGCCAGCUCGGGCAUUUCACUUCAAGCCGACCGCAGAGUGAAGAAUCAGAGGAGGAGGGUGCACAUGACCCUGGAGCUGCCGUGGAGUGCUGACAGAGCCAUUCAGCAGUUUGGUCGAACGCACAGAUCAAACCAGGUCACAGCCCCCGAGUACGUGUUCCUCAUAUCUGAACUGGCCGGAGAACAAAGAUUUGCUUCUAUUGUUGCCAAACGAUUGGAGAGCCUGGGUGCUCUUACUCACGGUGACAGAAGAGCCACUGAGACGAGAGAUCUCAGCCGGUUUAACUUUGAUAACAAGUAUGGCAGAAAUGCUCUUGAAAUAGUCAUGAAGUCUAUCGUCAGUUUGGAUUCUCCUUUAGUUUCUCCACCUGCUGACUUUGAUGGGGAUUUUUUUAAAGAAAUACGGAACGGUUUAAUUGGUGUAGGACUGAUAAAUGUGGAGGAUAGAUGUGGUGUUCUCUCACUGGACAAAGAUUACAACAACAUCGGGAAGUUCUUGAACAGAAUUCUUGGUAUGGAGGUUCAGCAGCAGAAUGCCCUCUUUCAGUAUUUCUCAGAUACUCUCAGUGCUGUUAUACAGAACGCUAAAAAGAGCGGCAGAUAUGACAUGGGAAUUUUAGAUUUGGGCUCUGGAGAUGAGAAAGUGAAGAAAGUCGAAGUGAAAAAAUUCCUGACCCCAGGAUAUUCCACCUCAGGACACGUGGAGCUCUAUACAGUGAGUGUGGAGCGGGGAAUGUCAUGGGAGGACGCCACCCACGUCUGGGCUGAUCAAAAUGGACCAGAUGAUGGCUUCUAUGUACAGGUGCGGAAUAACAAGAAAAUUGCCAUCCUGGUGAAGGAGGUCAACUCCAGAAAGAGAUUCUUCAUGGUGUACAGGCCAAAUACAGGAAAACAAGUUAAACUGGAGACCUACGCAGAUCUUAAGAAGAGAAGUAAAAAGGUUCUGUCUGAUGAUGCCAAGCAGCACUGGAUCGAUCAGUACAACUCCUCAGCUGAUGUCUGCUCGCAUGCGUAUUGGCGAGGGAACUGCAAGAAGGCCUCCGUGGGGUUGCAGUGUGAGAUCGGGCUGCGCUGCAGGAUGUACUACGUCCUCUGUGGUUCUGUCCUCAGCGUGUGGACCAAAGUGGAGGGCGUACUGGCCUCGGUCAGCGGAACCAACGUGAAGAUGCAGAUUGUGCGCUUGAGAACGGAGGACGGGCAGAGAAUUGUGGGUCUGAUCAUUCCAGCCAACUGUGUCUCUCCGCUCAUAAACAUCUUGUCAUCGUCGGAUCAGUCGCAACAGUUGGCAGUACAGCAACAACAGAUGUGGCAGCAGCUUCAUCCUCAGAGCAUCAGCCAUGGCAUCAACACGUAGCGUGACCACCUCGCCCCUUACAGUGGGCCAGCCGGCCACCCUUCCUCUCCUCACCCCGCAGGGUAGGCCACGAGGAAGACGGUGCUCGUCCUAUUUAGUAUUUCAGGGUUCGUGUCCAAAGAGGACUCAUGCCGAAGGAGCUUGCUGGACUAGCGAAUCGGAACUCUGCGUGCCGGAGCCGCUGAGCACGAGGAGACCGCACUGAGGGGUUCGUAAGACAAACGUGAAGACGUUCCAUCAGGCGGUGUCUAUUUUACAACCUCCGGGUGCAUCAUCAUCGCCCGUGCCAUCCACCGAGGACAUACUUGGGCUCUUUAUUUCACAAGAGGGCUGUAGAUUCACUUACACAUGACAGAGCUCAGGGUUUUACUCACAAUCAAAAGUUUCCUUCCACUUUCAGCUCCAAGGUUCUGAUGCACAUUAAACCUCCAUCUCUCUUUAGCCUUCUAAUCCAGCAUGUCUUGGGCAUGGCAGCGCUUGCUUGCCACUUCAUACAACCCCUGGUUUGAAACUGGGGUGAAAGUGGUGUAAUCACAGCCCUUAUGACUUUAUUUAGGAACCGAGGCGUUGCAUGGUUUGAAAAACCUUUUGGAUUUUGUUUAGUUGUGGAAAGAGACAUGCGUAUGGGGUCGGUUGUUUUUGCUGCUUUCAGUUUUGAGUUUAAUCUGGACAUAAGGGUGUUGCGUAACAUUUUUGAAGUUGUAACAUGCAGUGUUCUCUACAGAUGGCCGCAUCCAUCAGCUUUUGCUCAACAUUUUUGGUUGAGGCAUUUUCUAUUUCCUGGUUUUAAUCAUUUACUGUCACGUCAAACAUUUGUGGAUGAGGACAUCAGAACACUUCUUUCUCCAAACUCUCAGUAUUGCUGUAAAUGUUGGAGUUUGACACACGCUUGGUCUCUCUGGUAUAUCUCAGUGUACAGUUGCAUAUCUGUCAAAUGUUUUACUGAAUUAUAGAUGUCGCAGCACUCUCGAGACAAUGUCAUUUUCAUCCUUGCACGAGUUGCACUACUGAUGAUUCUGUUGUAUAAAGACUCUAUGAAAAAUUGAACUGGCUGCAAGAUCUCUACCUCUUGCAGAUGACCAAUAAAUCUUGUGAUUUACA
This is a messenger RNA of Triplophysa rosa, 5834 nucleotides long. RefSeq names its product strawberry notch homolog 1 (Drosophila) (gene sbno1). Lineage: Eukaryota; Metazoa; Chordata; Actinopteri; Cypriniformes; Nemacheilidae. Bases 525 to 4733 code for a protein of 1402 amino acids. The transcript has 33 exons. Gene Ontology annotation, molecular function: chromatin DNA binding; histone binding. Gene Ontology annotation, biological process: regulation of DNA-templated transcription. The record is from RefSeq and is a predicted model, not a curated record. Gene Ontology annotation, cellular component: nucleus.